AUGGAACUCUCGCUGCCCGCCAGCUCGGUCAAGGAGUUCACCGCCCUCCUCAAGUCAUUCAAGUCAUUCUCCGACUUCAUCCACAUCCACCCGCUGCCCGCGCGCCUCAAGUUCUCCGCCGUCUCGCCCACCCGGUCCACCUAUGCCGUCGCCAUCUUCGAACGCACCUUCUUCGAAGCCUAUCUCCUCUCGAACCCUACCCUGGGCCUGAUCGAAGUCGCCGUCAAGCCCCUGCACAAGAUCUUUGCCCAGUCGAACCUCAUAGCCGCCCUCGAGUCGUGCAGGAUUUCGAUCGAUUCGGAUGACACGAACGAGUCAUUGUCGAUCGCCAGGCGCCCAUCGGGUCUGAAUACAGCCGGAGGACAAACAGGGGGGAUACACCGGUUAAACCAUCGGCUGACGAUCAAACUCAAGUCCACCGUCGGCAUCAUCCGCUCCUUCUCGCUGCCCUACUCCAACUCACGCACCCUCAACCCCACCGACCUGCGUGCAAACAACAGCCCCAACCGCUGGAUCUGUCUGUCCAGCAAUCUCAAACAAUGGCUCGACCAUUUCGUAUCUAAUCCGAAUAUCACCCAGAACCUCGUCGGCGCUCUCGAAGGCGUGGAAGAUAUCUGCUUCUGUUAUCACCCCGAUCGUCAGAUCAUCCUCAAAACCGUUAACCUAGCCGAGGAAUACAGUCCAUACGUCAUCGUGCCCAAAAACCAAGAUAUCUUCACCAAAGGUGUCAGGCAGCUCUCGACAUCCCUGACAAUCAGUCCAGAAGAGUUUGAGAAGUUUGAUGUAGAUGUGAGUCAGGGGGCGAUAAUCACAGCGAUGGCGAUCAAGGAGGUCCGGUCGAUCUUCGAGCUUGGGAGUGUAUUGGGCAGUCCGGUAGAUGCAGGGUUCUCGGUCGGCGGCCGGCCGGUAUAUUUCUCAGUGCUCAAUGAGGAAGGCAGUGUGGGGCUAGAGUUCGUGCUUGCGAGCACCGACGGGGAGCAGCUCGGCCUGCUCGACCCGCCCAAGGAGGCUUCCCGUCGACCGGCCGAGCGUGCCCCUCGACCCCGGGCCGGCCCAGCAGGAGCACAACAGAAGGGCAAGGAGCGAGCGACACCAGCGAGCAGCCAUCUCGACUCGUCUACACACUCCUCCAUCAACAACGCCAAUCCGAACACAGACGCGCCCCGGGGAAGGCCCAAACUGUUCCACCCCCCCGACGACGGCUCGAAUGAUGAAGGAGAGGACGACGACGAGCUCGACAGGAUGCCCGCCGACGCCUGGGCCCAAGUCGAACAGGAUGCUAUCGCCCUCAGUCAGACCCGUAAACGCCUGAAACUCUCCCAGUCCCAAUCGGCUAUUCUCGGCGACGACGACGACGACGACGAACAGCUGUUGCCCUCUCAAGCUCCCCAAAAUCCUAACGUCAAGGUCAGUCCUAUCUUCCUCACACACACACACACCCACUCUUUCUCUCUCCUGCUGCAGCUCAUUGACCACACUCCGUUUGGGACACCUUUGUUCCUUCUUUGCCCGGAUCUUAUCUUUUUAGCCUCACUGGAAACUGUUCUUUGA
Molecule: messenger RNA, 1551 nt
Organism: Puccinia triticina
Lineage: Eukaryota; Fungi; Basidiomycota; Pucciniomycetes; Pucciniales; Pucciniaceae
Exons: 4
Coding region: 1-1551 (516 amino acids)
Biological process (GO): DNA repair; cellular response to ionizing radiation; DNA replication checkpoint signaling
Cellular component (GO): checkpoint clamp complex
Source: RefSeq, a predicted model, not a curated record